This is a messenger RNA of Cooperia oncophora, 267 nucleotides long. The record is from the annotation of a GenBank genome assembly. Lineage: Eukaryota; Metazoa; Nematoda; Chromadorea; Rhabditida; Trichostrongylidae.
AUGUCAGCAGAGCAGUUAAAAGCGCAAUUCGAGGAAGCUUUACAGAAAUAUAAGGAAAUAGAAGCUGAUCGUGAAAAAUACAUCAGUAAUCGGCAACAUCUGGAAAGUCAGUUGACCGAGAGCACGCUAGUCAAAUCGGAAUUCGAUUUUUUGGAUGAAGAUGCUAAGGUGUACAAACUUAUCGGUGCUUGCCUCAUUCGACAAGAUAUUGCUGAGGCUCGAACGAAUGUUGACAAGCGACUUGAAUAUAUUAAUGCUGAAAUGUAA